Messenger RNA from Paramecium sonneborni, 1810 nucleotides. NCBI's taxonomy places the organism in Eukaryota, Ciliophora, Oligohymenophorea, Peniculida, Parameciidae. The record is from the annotation of a GenBank genome assembly.
AUGAAUUGUAAAUAUGAUUUGUUUAAGAAACUAAAAUAAUUUAUAUAUAUUUAAAAUAUAAAUAGAGAAAUGAAAAGGGCAGUCUAAAAAGUGUAAUUGUUAAAGAAUAUGACAAAAAUAUUUGCAGAAGGGAAUUAUUAAGUGACAGUUAAAAAUAUAUUAAAUGGUUUGUCUAAUUAAAAUGAAUAGGAUAUGUAAUAUCUUGAGAAAUAGAUGUUAAAAAUAUUUCCAAUUUGUUCAAAAAUUUAAAGGUAUUUAAGAAGCCAAGAUAAGUUUCAUUUGUUCAUAAAAUAAUUUUAAGUAGAAUUGCAUAAUGAAAAGGAUGUAAUAUUCUGUAUGGGUGAAGUAGGGAGAAAAAUGUAUUUUAUAUUGGAUGGGAAUUUGAAUAUUUUUCCAUAUGAAAUAAAUGAAAUUAGUAUGAGAAUAUUAUAUAAUUGAGAAUAAGUAACCUGCGGCAGUAUUAGUUCCUGGAGAUUAUUUCGGAGAAGUGAGUCUUCAUCAUAGACUUCCAAGAACAGCUACAAUUGUAUGUGCAAGUAAUGCAGUUCUAUUAAUAAUAAACUAUGAAGCAUAUUACAAUUUCUUAUAACCAGUGAUCGAUCAUCAAAUUGCAGUUCAGUAUUAUCAAUUGAAACCAACAGCACUUUUCUAUGGCUGGAAUGAAUUAGCUUUAGCAUUAAUUAUUCAUCAUUUGAAAUUAAUUACUAUUCUAAGAAACUAAUAUGUAUAUAAAGAGGGUUAAAAUGAUAGAUCAUUUUAUGUUGUGAAGAGUGGAGAAAUUUUAAUUUAAUAAAAAAUUAAAGUCAAAGGGAAAUUAUAAGAUUACGGACUUGUAAGUCUUGGUAUUGGAUAAUGUUUUGGAGAUUAUGAAUUUAUUGAUAAUUAAUCAUGGUAUUCUAAUAGAAAUUAACUUGAAAAUAUUAAAAGAACUACUGAUGCUAUUUCAACUACAGUUAGUGAAAUUUAUCAAGUCCCUUUAUUCUAAUAUUUAUAGAUUGCAGAAAACUAUCAUUCACUAUUAUUCAAAAAAUAUUUAAAAUAAAAUAAACUUAUUUUAACACAAAGAAUUUUAUAAUUGUAAGAACGCAUUCAAAAAAUUGAUAAUUCAGAAGAAUAUGAUAAUCCAGAAAAUCUUCAUAUCCCAUAAUUUAAACCUAAAUCUUCUAAUCCUUAUUAAAAUCUAUUAAAUACUAUUAGAAAUAGAAAAAUUAUACCCUAAUAAUAAUAAUAGUAAGAACUAAGAGAAGAAAUUGAAUCAGAUACUAAUAUCAAACAAUUAAAAAAAAAAAUAUAAAAUUAUUUUUAUUAACCAUCUAAUCUUUAAUAAUAACUCAAAAAAAAUGAAUAAACUUAAAGCUUGUCUUCUCGUAAUAAUAAUACUAGACUUCCUUUAAAACCAAGAGAAAAUAAGAAUGAUAAGGCUAAUUAUUUAAAAAAAUUAUACGCUAUGAGAAAUAAAUUAUUAGCAUAAACAUCAUAUGGCAAUUCUAAUAAUAUUGAUACUUAAAAAACUCAAGUAUUGAAUUAAAACUAACAAACCAAUUUAUUUUAAUAAUAAUUCUAAUCAUUAAAUAUUCAUUCCUAUAAAAAUUCAAGAACUGUUACUCCUAGUCCAUCUUAUGUUAUUAAAACUCCUAAUUAAAAUUAUUCAGAAAGAAAAUAUGAAUUUCAUAAUGUUCAUAUAGUUAAAUCAAAAUCACAAAGUUCAUUUUAAUUACAUAAAUAAGAAAAUUAUCCUGUUAAAAAAAUAAUUAUGGAAGUUCGAAACCAAAAAAAAUCAUCUUUGGGUUGUCUAAUAACUUAAUUAUGA